Molecule: messenger RNA, 2313 nt
Organism: Telopea speciosissima
Lineage: Eukaryota; Viridiplantae; Streptophyta; Magnoliopsida; Proteales; Proteaceae
Product: cation/H(+) antiporter 15-like
Exons: 3
Coding region: 1-2313 (770 amino acids)
Biological process (GO): proton transmembrane transport; regulation of pH
Cellular component (GO): endomembrane system; membrane
Molecular function (GO): antiporter activity
Source: RefSeq, a predicted model, not a curated record
AUGUUAGUACCAGAGGAGUUCUGGCCCUUCACAGACCACUUGGGGAAUAAAACUUCGCAGAGAUGUCUCUCCAACAAUACCAGCACUUCGCCUCUUGAUUACUCCGUCCCUCUACUCAUGCUGCAGAUUUCUCUUGCAUCCUUAACAACUGUAGUCACCUCUGUUCUUCUCAAGCCUCUCGGCCAACCCCUCAUGGUUGCUCAAAUCUUGGGUGGUGUCCUGCUAGGUCCUUCUGCUUUGGCACAUAGCAAGACGAUCGCAAGAACAUUGUUUCCAUUACAGAGCUUUGUAAUGUUGGAUGUAAUUGCAACACUGGGAAUCAUGUUCUAUUUCUUCUUGAUUGGAUUGUAUAUAGACCCAUGGAUAGUAAAGAAAAUUGGAAAGAAAGCAUAUGCAAUAGGAAUUUCAGCUUUCAUCUUUUCCACUGUUUCACCUUUGUUUGGUUUUUAUUAUGUGUAUGACUCCAUUACCGACCAAUCCUUGAAAGAUUCAGUUCCCUUUAUAAUGAGGGCAGAGGCGAUCUUCACAUUCCCUAUCAUUGCUCGUUAUCUCUACGAACUCAAUAUCAUAAAUUCAGAGUUCGGUGGAGUAGCAUUGUCUUCGUCAAUUGUUGGUGGCCUAUUAAGCAUUUUAUACCAAAUGUGUCUUAACAAUUACAAUGUCAUUGUUGUACCAGGAGUUGUCAGUUCUUUCUUUUUUAUGCUGGGCAUUAUCUUCAUUGUCCGACCAGUGGCAUUUUGGAUGAUCAAACGGAAUAAGGAGAGCGACACAGCUUCCAUCUAUUCCAUUUUUGUAGCGGUCUUAGUAACUGGUUUAGCAGGCCAUCACAUUGGCUUCCAUAUCAUAAUGGGGCCUUUUAUUCUGGGCGUAGCUAUACCUCCUGGGCCACCUUUAGGAGCAGCCCUAGCGGAGAGGCUUGAAGUCAUUGUUUCAUGGAUUCUUAUGCCAAUCUACUUCCUCAAAAUUGGUUUAGCAGUAAAUAUUUAUGUCAUGAAAAUGACAAAUGUUCAGGAUGUGGGGUUGGUAAUCUUUGUUUGCUGCUUUGGGAAAUUUUUGGGAGCCUUUAUAGCUUCUCUCAGUUGCAGGUUACCCUUGUUGGAUGCUCUCUCACUUAGCCUUGUCCUCAAUGUCACAGGUGCCCUCGAGCUGUUUAUAGUAGAAUCAAUUAGAAGAAGACAGCAAUUAAACUAUGAAAGCUUUGUAAUGAUGUGCUCUUCCAUGUUGGUCAUAACAAUGGUGAUCACAUUCUUACUAAAAACGUCCUAUAAUCCUUCAAGGAGAUACCUUAUUUACAGCAGAAGAACUAUUAUGGAGUCAAGACCCAACCUCGAACUUAGACUGCUGGUGUGCAUCCACAAUGAAGAAAAUGUUCCCUCCCUCAUCUGCAUUCUUGAAGCCUCCAAUCACACCCAAAGUGAUCCCAUUGCUGCCUAUAUUCUUCAUUUGGUAGAGCUUGUUGGUCGUGCCACACCACUAUUCAUCUCUCACAAAUCAUCAUCUAUAUACAAUUCUUCUAAGGCAAAACUCUCCAAAAGCAUUGUUAAUGCUUUUAGGCAGUACGAGGAUAACAAUAAAGAGAGUAUCACAGUGAGCACCUUCACGGCUGUCACUCCAGUUGCUUCUAUGUAUGAUGACAUUUGCAAGCUUGCACUUGAAAAGAGGACUUCCCUUAUACUUCUUCCCUUCCAUGAGCAAAGAGCUACUAGGAUAGGCAGCAUGUCGGAGUCAUCUCGUAUGGGCUCUAGGACUAUGAACCAAAGAGUCCUUGACAAUGCCCCUUGUUCUGUUGCAAUCCUUCUUGAAAGGGGGCUUUGGAGCAAAUCUAUGUCCGCUUUAGCAAGUUGGUCUCCAUUUCGUGUUGCUGUAUUGUUUCUUGGUGGUCCUGAUGAUAGGGAGGCAUUAGCCUUGGGGAUUCGAAUAACUGGACAUCCCAAGGUUAAUCUCCUGGUAAUUCGAAUCCUUCCAGUCCAUGAUGCAACCAGUGAAACAGAGGAAAAAAUAAAGCUCGACAAUUAUAUGAUUAAUGAGCUUAAAUAUUACAAGGCAGAUGAUGAUCGGAUCAGAUAUGUUGAGGAAAGAGUGAUGGAUGGGAGUGGAACUCUCCGUGUAAUUCAGUCACUUGAGAAUGAUUACCAACUUAUUAUGGUGGGGAGACAACAUGAUGAAAGCUCACCAGUUAUGUCGGGACUUGCAGAAUGGGAUGAGUCUGAGUCCACAGAGCUAGGAACAAUUGGGGACAUAUUGGCCUCAUCAGAUUUUAGGAGUGAUGCCAUGAUCUUGGUGCUACAACAGCAUCUCGGCGCAGCAAAUUAA